AUGACCAGCGCCAGCCACAUUGCUGCGUCCGUCCUUGACCGCCCCCUCGUCGUCUGCGGCCCGAGCGGUACAGGCAAGAGCACGCUCCUCAAGGCACUUUUCGCAAAGUAUCCCGACGAGUUUGGGUUCUCUGUUUCGCACACAACGCGCCAACCACGCGCGGGUGAGGUGCCAGGAAAAGAUUACCACUAUGUGACCAAGGACGAGUUUAUGGGCCGCGUCGCAAACGACGAGUUCCUCGAGUGGGCUCAGUUCGGGGGUAACUGCUAUGGCACCACCUUCGCUGCCCUCCGCGAGCUCUCGCCCCGCCGCUGUGUCCUCGACAUCGACCUCCAGGGCGUCAAGCAGCUUCAGGUCAAGGCGCCAAGCCAGAACCUCGAGCCCGUCUUCCUCUUCCUCUCCCCUCCUUCUGUCCCCGAAUUGCGCGAGCGCCUGGUCGGCCGUGGCACCGAGACGGCGGACAGCCUCCGGAAGCGCCUGGACGCGGCGGUGGCUGAGAUCGAGCACGCCCUUACCGGCGCGCACGACCUUGUCAUUGUCAACGACGAGGUUGAGCGCGCUGGCGAGGCGCUCGAGGCCAUCGCCCUCGGCAAGCCGGGAUGGGACAAGAUCGGAGACCACCUCCCCCCGCUUGACGUUAACCACCUCCGCGACUAG
Molecule: messenger RNA, 657 nt
Organism: Cutaneotrichosporon cavernicola
Lineage: Eukaryota; Fungi; Basidiomycota; Tremellomycetes; Trichosporonales; Trichosporonaceae
Gene: GUK1
Exons: 3
Coding region: 1-657 (218 amino acids)
Biological process (GO): purine nucleotide metabolic process
Cellular component (GO): cytosol
Molecular function (GO): GMP kinase activity
Source: RefSeq, a predicted model, not a curated record